AUGGAGAGACCUUCUGAGUUUUAUAUUCCCAAUAUUAUGACCAGCUGGCCUUGGCCUCAAAUUCUUAGCCCUCACUCCCAGGAAACUUGGGCGGCCUCUCGUGCUUGGUUUCUCGACUUCAAACUGUUCACGCCACGAGAAAUAGAAGUCUACGAUGCAAGCCAUAUCGCUAAGUCUGCAUCGUUGCACACAAAGAAAAAGCCAAAAAAACCCAACGAAGCCCCGACUUCAAGGAGAGCCAAUUAUAGCGAGAUAGUUUGGCAAUUCCGGGAGCGGGCAACAAGGGGAGCGAAUCCUAGGUACCAGCAGCGAUUCAUUGACACGUUUCAAGAAUAUACCGAUACGGUCAUACAGCAAGCCGGGGAUCGCCAAUCCAACCAUCUGCGUACUGUUGACGAAUAUUUCGCUGUUAGACGCGGAACAUCGGGCGUGAAGUCGUCAUUAGCACUAAUACUCUUCGACUCCGACUUCGAUAUAUCACCCGACCAAGUUCUCGAUCACCUAGUUGUGCUUGAACUCGAGAUUUGCGCAACUGAUUCUAUCAUAACCGUCAAUGACAUCAUUUCAUAUAAUCGACAACAGGCUCGCGGAGACGACACUCACAAUCUCGUUACCAUCAUCAUGCACCAGUAUCGAAUGGGGCUACGAGAUGCCCUACAGUUUUACACUUUCAUGAAGGCAUGA
Messenger RNA from Serpula lacrymans var. lacrymans S7.9, 684 nucleotides. It is a transcript of the gene cyc10, whose product is annotated as putative terpene cyclase. NCBI's taxonomy places the organism in Eukaryota, Fungi, Basidiomycota, Agaricomycetes, Boletales, Serpulaceae. The coding region runs from base 1 to 684 and encodes 227 amino acids. The record is from RefSeq and is a predicted model, not a curated record. The transcript has 4 exons.